Messenger RNA from Drosophila grimshawi, 3112 nucleotides. RefSeq names its product F-box only protein 32. Lineage: Eukaryota; Metazoa; Arthropoda; Insecta; Diptera; Drosophilidae. Gene Ontology annotation, molecular function: protein binding. Gene Ontology annotation, cellular component: SCF ubiquitin ligase complex; nucleus; cytoplasm. Gene Ontology annotation, biological process: protein ubiquitination. The record is from RefSeq and is a predicted model, not a curated record. The coding region runs from base 376 to 1470 and encodes 364 amino acids. The transcript has 4 exons.
AGUUCGUGGAGUUUGUGGAGCUGUGCAGUAGCAUUGUAAUUUGUGUUCCGUCGAGUGCUAUAAUUUUACAAAUAUCCAUAAAACUGAGACUUGAAUUACUGCCACUUCUAAGCAAAAGCAAAGUGGAAAUUAACACACAAAACGAAACCAGCCAAUUUACAAACUAACAGCAAACAGACACACUAAGCAGACUUAACUGAGUGAGACGCAAGCGUAAAACGCGUUAUUCAAAACCGCCGUCCACAUAAAACAAAAAAAAAGAAAACCAAAAAAAGAAAAUCAUAAUAAAACAAUAAAGAAAUAACAUUAAGCGUAAUUAAAAAAUACAUACACGUAAUACACAAAUAAAGCGUAAUAGACGACAAAUCACAUCACAUGGCGUUCAUUUCGAAAGAUUUUCGCUCACCUGGCGAGGCCUGGGUCAAAACCGACGAGGGCUGGGAGAAGAAAAAGGUGCUCGAAUGCGGCGGCAAACGCAAACGGCACAGCUCGGAGGGUAGCUGUGUGGAGGCAGCUAGCAGUGGCAACGGCAGCGGCAGCAUCAGCAGCUCGCAGGUUGGUGAGGAGGAGGAAGCGGCUUGCAUGCCGCCACAUUAUCACAUCACAAUACGGUGCACCCGUGAGAUAGCCGGUUUCAACGGACUGAGCGAGGCGGUGAAGCGCCUCGAUUUCCGUCGCUCGGUGCGGGAUCGCAAGCGAUUCCACUAUAUCUGUGCGUUCCUGCUGCUCGUCUCCAACAAGGGCAUCGCCAGCUUGCCGGGCAGUGCACAGCGUCAGUUGCUCCAAAUGGUCGAGGAGGUGGCCUCCCACGUCAACGACAGUCAGCAGCACCCGAAUGUGCUGCGUGUUUUGGCGCUCAAGCUGGAUCACAUUGUCAACCAGGAGAAUCAGAAGUGCUGGGGCAAGCCGCUGGGCAGCACCUAUCUGUGGCAGGAGCAUGUGGCGCGCAUUAAGCGCAUUCAACGCGUCGCCAGUCAGAUUGAGAUUAGGGAACCGGAUCCGCAGGCCAGACCCAAGUUGCACGAGCUGCCCGAGGAAUGUGUGCGCGAGAUUAUUCUAUGCAUUGCCGAUCAUCGGGAUCUGGAGUCAGCCGCCCAGGCCUGGGAGACUAUGGCCAAGCUGGUGUCGGAGCAGCGCAUUUGGCGUGAGCUGACCCGGUUCCACUUCAAUCAGCGACAGAUUAGCACCAUACUCGAUCUAGACAAGAUCAAGCUGAUGGGCGAUGCCAAAGACUGGAAGCAGAUCUAUCAUCAGCUGCGUCGCACCUAUGGCGUCAGCGAUGACUAUCAGUAUGCCGAAGUGUUGGCCCUGUGCCGCUCGUGCCGCUGCCUCUUCUGGCCAUCGGACGGACAUCCAUGCAUCCUCGACCAGAGUCCCGAUUACAAGCAGCGCGUCGAGCAGGCUGGCGGCCAGUUGGCACUGGCUCAGCCAGUUCCACCGGCACAGUUCUUAAAGUACUUCUCAUUGUAAGGAUCAGGAGAAGAAGUUAAACCAAACUGACCAAUGUGCGUGGCUAACGGGGAAAGUCGUUGGGGAUGGGCGGGGGGAGAGAGAGCAAAGAGAUAUAUUCAUAUUUUUAAAACCAGAGAUGGAGAAUGAAAAAGAGAGAGAGAGAGAGAGAAAUGCAGAUUGCUCCAGCUAAAGACGAUCUUAACUCAUGAGAAUUAUGAGAAUUUAUUGUAUGUGUUAAAGUUUUUAAAAACAAGUCCAACAGAGAGAUAGAGAGAGGGGGCGAGAGAGAGGGAGAGAUAUGGCAGAGAGAAAGCAAAGUGAUAAAGUCUUAACAACAACAACAACAACAACACUACUUACAUACUUUUAUUUAUAAAUAGAAAAGCUCACUUCUAGGCGAAGUUCGCAUAGUUUAUUGUUACGAUUUUUGAACCGCUAAUUGCUUGUGACUAGACUUUCCCAACUGCAACAUGCUCUAUAUAAGUAUUGAUUUUAAACGAUUUACGCAUCCGAAUAUCUUCCUUAACUAAACUAAACUUAUCAGAUGUUGAGCACAUGGCUCAAAUACCCUUCGAUAAAUUGAUAAAUUGAGUAAAGAGCGUAUGCAACACAUUGGUUGUGACGAGCCGAACGAGAAUCAGUCCCAAAAAAAUGUAUUACAGUAACGCAAAAUAACAAAACUGCCAAACUUUUGUUGGACAACUAGAAGAAGAAGCUGAUAAAAAAAGAAACAAAAAGAAAAUAUAGAAGAAAAAAAAACAAUUUGUUGGACAUAAGCAUUAUUAGACACACAGUUUUGUGUAUCAAUUUUAAACGAUCUUUUUCUUUUAGGUAUUAAGUGUAGUUAUUUUAUUGUCAGCUGCUUUUUGGUGCUACAUUCGAACAUGAAUUAACCAAGUUAUCCCAGUUAUACUUGCCCAAUUGUUACGAAAUCCAAAACUCUAUUUACAAUCCCCGAACACGUUAACAAACAACAAAACAAAAAGUACAGAAAACAAAAAAAAAACGCAAAUAGAAAUCAUGUGAUGUUGCAGGAAGCAAAGCUAGAAACGAAUACACCUACCUAAAGAUGAAUAAAACACAAAUCUAAAAAAAAACAAAAAAAAAAAAAAACUACAAGCAAACAAAGAAAAGAAAAGAGAAGGUAUCAAUAUAUAUAUAUAAAUGUAUAUCUGAAUCACAUAAAUAAAUAUGUAUGUAUGUACGUGUCCCAACACUAACUGUGAGUGCGUCAGCAUCCAAGCCUAAUUUAAUGAAAUGCCGCCAGUCAGGAUACAAUAUAUAUAUAUAUAUAUGAAGAAAAUCUAUAUAUAUAUAGCAUACUAUAUUUAAACAUAAUUACAUUUAAGAGUCUCUAAAUGUUAAGCGGGUAAAAUACGUGAACAUAUUUUCAAAAUCAAAACAAAAUAAAUUUCGAAACACGAAUGCGAUUUUAUUUGAAAUGUAGACAAUUGAAGAUUCAACGCUUAAAUGCUAUUCGGUGUACACAGAUCAGUUGAGCAAUCUAUGUAAAAUAUAUUUCGAUCUGAUUUAUGCCCAGACAAACACAUACAAUAUUCAGCUUUUAACUGCAUGUAUUAUGUGUGAUGAUCGUAUUUGUACUACGAACGAUUUUUAUGUUGAAAAUAAAAUCUUAAAAUAUUUAUGAAGCCAACAAUAU